GCUUUCGUCUCGUUACUAUCGGUGAAUUUUUCAUGCUAUGUUCAUUGUUCAUGUUGUAUCGCAAUUUCGGGAAGCUCCGCUCCUCGGGGAUGGAUGAACUGAUCUUAGUAUGGUUACUGAAACCUCGUGUUGUUGUUUUUUUUUGGAUCUGAAGCAGUUCUCUUAUCAUUAUUUGUUUCUAACGAAAAGUGGCGUUUCGCUAAAUGAUUGCUCUCUUUUCAGACAAUUACCCUUGAGGGUUUAGUGUUUCGACGUUCAUAUGGAGUCAGAAAACACAGUCAAGAAUUAUGAGCAAUGAUAAAACAGUUUCGCAAUUUUCUUUGCUGCCAGUGUCUGAACCUCGUGGAAAGCAAAAUGUAUUUUUCAAAGUUGAGCAUUGCUAUGCUGCCCGAGCAUACCAGACAAAGAGUUUUCAAAACUGAUGAGUUGAGUAGCCACGAACGCUUGAACUGGGAAAAAAGCGUCACUCAAGCUGCUUUAAAAACUUCAGGUUUGGAAAAUGAACCGGGUUCUACUGAAAGCGAUAUCGAGAAACCUUUCGCGGAGUUGUUUCUACCGCAAGUCCAUGGAAAGUCUAUUCUCGAGCAUUUUGAGUUCAUGGGUGAAAAUUUAAUCAGCUCAGUUGAAAGUCGGAUUAACCGGUGUCUUGCGCAGCAAUUUCACGGAACCCGGCCAGAUUCAUGGAGUGGUUCGACUGGAUGGACCUGUUAUGACAGAAAUACAUAUAGUGCUAAGAACCCCGGAAACGAAGAAUUUCUCAUCUUUGACGUUGAGGUUAAUGUUGCUACGUCGCAAUAUUAUCCAGUUAUGGCAACUGCAUACGCUCCGUUAACUCAGAGAUGGUAUUCUUGGAAUAGUCCGGCCUUAUGGCGUCACGAUAUCACAGACCAGUUCAAUCCUGAGAAAGUGUUUGACUUCCUUAUUCCAAUCCAGUCAUCCGACGACUCAAAGAAAAGCAAUGGCAGUCGGGGACCUGUAAUUGUGGGGCACAAUGUGGCUUUUGAUAGGCAGUAUAUCCAAAGCGAGUAUGCAGAUGCAGAGAGGUUUCUCUCAGAAGGAGUGACAAGUGAUAAAACAUAUCUGGACACCAUGGCAAUGCACCAGGCCGUGUGUGGUGUCACUCAGAUACAAAUGAACUUAAUCGCCAGUCGGAACAGUAUGAAUAAAACUGAAUCAACAACGAGGAAACCGAAAGCAGCAAAGACGGGAGGUUCACGAGAGAAUCAAAUGGGAGACAUGACUUUGAUCGACAAGUGGGAGUGGACAAAUAAAUGCAGUAAAGCCAACUUAGUUGAUGUCUACAGACUACACUGUGGUAAAUUUCCUCUGCAUUUGGGACAGAAAUCACAGCUGAGAAACAUUUUUGUUUCCGGAUCCUUGCAAGACAUCCGUGAUAAUUUUCAAACAUUGAUGAGUUACUGUGCCGAAGAUGUUUCGGCCACUUGGAAACUAUUUCGACAUUUGUAUCCUCAGUACAGAUAUCAUAACCCGCAUUCCGUCACAUUUGCUGGAUCUAUUCUUAUGGGAAACUCGCGACUCCCCGCGGAUAGUUUGUGGAAACAGUACAAGCAAGUGUGCAAUGAGGCUGCGGAUGAUAUGAUAAAUUGUUUGGAGGGAAAGUUAAAAGACGUGGCUCUCAUUGUGGCUUUUAACACUUCUGAGGAGAGCAAAAAGAACAUCUGGCUGAGACAACUGGAUUGGAGUCUGGUCGAUUUGACCUCGAAGAAAAACAAAGAAGCGUUAAUGCGUGCAUGCAAUGGCAGGAACGAAUGUCCUAGUUGGUUGUUGCCCUUGAUUGAUGCAGAAAAAGAGAGAGUCAGUCUCACUCUCAAAAUGCAUAUCACUCCUAUUUUGAUGCAAAUGAGAUAUAAAACAUGUCCCUUGUUCCACACCAGACAUUCGGGCUGGUGUUUCCUAAAAGAAGAGCUAAGUCCAGGUUCGAAAAGGCGUCCAGAUCUGGACGAGAAUUUGUCUGGUUACAAGACUGUGAAACUGUCGGAUGAUGACCUCUCAAGGUUGGGAAAUUCAGAAAAAGGACUAUUCAGGUGUCUCAAAAUGCCACACGCGUCAGGAAAAAGAAAUCAGAAUGUGGGAACUCCCUUUACUCACGACUAUAUUCACAUGGUGGAAAAUGGCACCUUGACAAGUGACACUCACCAAGAGUUUCUGAAGUUCUUCAUCGACACCGAAAAAGCCACUCGGUUCUGGACGAGCAACAGAUCUCGAAUAUGCAACGAGCAACUGCAUGUGAUUAUUCCGCCGAGUGGACAUGACGCAGGAAAAGGGAUCAACAAUUUGCGCCGAGGGUGGAUUCUUCCUAAAGUGUGUGUGCAUGGAACCCUGACUAGGCGAGCAACUGAGAAUACUUGGUUAGUUGCAACUAAUGCGCAAACCAACUGUGUCGGUGGAGAACUGAAAUCUAUGCUAAGAGCGCCCGAAGGCUUCAAGUUUGUGGGAGCGGAUGUGGAUGCGGAAGAGAUGUGGAUCGGAGCCUUGAUUGGGGACUCUUCAGGAGAUGUGAAGGACAUUGAGUUUGGACUCGGGGUUAAAGGUCACGGGGUUACUCCGCUUGGCUGGAUGGUGGUGGCAGGGGACAAAAAGUCAGGAACGGAUGUUCACUCCUUCACAGCAAAGCAGCUCAAUUUAGACCGGGAUGCAGCAAAGGUUGUCAAUUAUGGUAGAAUAUAUGGCGCUGGAAUGUCAUUCAUCAAACAGUUUCUGGAACAAAACGCCUCUAUGGAUCCCAAAACUGCUCUUCUAUCAGCCCGCCGGCUUCUGUCUGCGACUAAAGGAUCCGAGCGAAUCGUUCUAUCUCUAGAGGCUUCCUGCCUAUUACGUCUUAUCGUUGGCUUCAGAAUUGAUCAAACUGAAUCUAUUUGUCAGUCUCUAAACACGACAAUGCGAAGCUCAAACUUUUCAAGCGACAAACUGAAAGCAGUGUUGACUUCUGAGAAGUUUCGAAGGAUGAACUACAAGAUGAUUGGGCUCUUGUCGGGAGUUAACCUCACUUCGGCUCAAUUGGAACUGGAUGCUCAAGUGAUGUAUCUCUUCUCGAACUUAGUGAGUCAGAUGGCCCACAGUUGUGAUGUGCAGGUUCAACCUUGGACUGUCAGUCAAAUGCUGGCGGAACGCAAAAGGUAUACGGGAGGCACAGAGAGCGCCAUGUUUUCUAAACUGGAGCGAAUUGCCACGAGUGAGCAGCCACGCACUCCUUUCCUGGGCAGUCUAAUUACUCGGGCACUUCAACCGCCAAAUUGCGGGUCGGCAGAACUUCCCAGUCGAAUCAAUUGGGUAGUACAGAGCUCAGCUGUCGAUUUCCUACACUUGUUAUUAGUGGCGGUGGACUCGCUCAAGGCUCAGUAUUCGGUCAAGAUGAUGUUUACCUUGAGUAUACAUGACGAAGUGAGGUACUUAGUGGCAGAUGAAGAUGUCUACAGAGCAUGUUGGGUGCUUCAAAUAGCCCAUUUAUGGACUAGAGCCUUCUUUUCGGCGUCAGUCGGGAUUCACGACCUACCGGCCUCAGUCGCCUAUUUCUCGUCAAUAGACAUCGACUCGGUUUUAAGAAAGGAACCGACUAUUUUAGCUGUGACGAAGUCUAACCCUCUCGGGUUGGAAAAGGGUCAUGGAAUACCGCCUGGAGAAAGUGUGACGGCGAGAGAUCUUGUUGAAAACUUUAAUCUGCCUCUGCAAAACAUGACACAGACUUCGCGAACUGUUUAUUGAGCACAUGAAACUGGUUUCUUUUUGUUUUUUUUACACUAGCCAGCGUAGUGUAAUAGUACGACUAUUUCUUUUUUCCCAACCUAAUUCGCAAAUUUUGUUGAUUUUUUUGGUGGCACCUUU
Molecule: messenger RNA, 3843 nt
Organism: Symsagittifera roscoffensis
Lineage: Eukaryota; Metazoa; Xenacoelomorpha; Acoela; Convolutidae
Product: DNA polymerase subunit gamma-1-like
Exons: 9
Coding region: 295-3723 (1142 amino acids)
Biological process (GO): mitochondrial DNA replication
Cellular component (GO): gamma DNA polymerase complex; mitochondrion
Molecular function (GO): DNA-directed DNA polymerase activity; DNA binding; 3'-5' exonuclease activity
Source: RefSeq, a predicted model, not a curated record